Molecule: messenger RNA, 2819 nt
Organism: Acipenser ruthenus (sterlet)
Lineage: Eukaryota; Metazoa; Chordata; Actinopteri; Acipenseriformes; Acipenseridae
Product: CDKN2AIP N-terminal-like protein
Exons: 3
Coding region: 101-421 (106 amino acids)
Source: RefSeq, a predicted model, not a curated record
UGCGCGCUUAGCAUUGUGGGACAGUCUCACGCUUAUUUGUUUCCUUUCUGUGUUGUUUGAAUUUAAAUUGCUGAGAAAGAGAAGGGGAGAGUCGCUAGUAAUGGCCGGGGACGAUGUUGAGGACUUCUUGAAGCAGAACAGAGAUUCCGCGGAUUUAGUUGAGAAAUUUCAGUCCAUUUCUGAGAGCGAAAAACAAUGGAAGUUCCGGAGAGAAUUCAUCUUGAGAAAUCUUUCAGAAUUUCAGGACACAAACAUUGACCAUCUCCUGUCUUUGUCUAUGGUUUGGGCGAACCACGUUUUUCUGGGUUGUCGUUACAGCCAAGACCUCAUGGAAAAAGUGAAGGAAAUGGCAGAAGAUAUUGAAGUCGAAGAUGCACCCGUGUUUAAAACACGAGAUGAGAUCAUGAAGCAGCGUUCAUAAGAGUCCCAGAAUACAAUGCAUUGAAAAGAAGAUUAUCUGCAGCAUAGUGAGGAGCGUAUCUGAGUGGGAUCUGCAUUGGAUCUUCUGUUAUGGACUAUUUAUUCUCAGGCUUGUAAAGACAAGGACGUUUGUUUUUUAAGGAGUCUUUAAAAUGUAUUAGGAAUGAAUCAGAUAGAAUUGAACAUCAUAAGAUCAAUGAAGUCAGUAAUUUUUUAGAUUAGACCUUGUACAAAUGGUUACUAUUUGGAAUAGUUUUAGUAAAAAAAAAAAAGCCAACAAAUUAGGUAUUUAACAAUGUAAACAAUUAAGGAUAUUUUAAAAUAAUGUGAUAUCUUGUAAUAAUUGUAAGUCACCCUGGAUAAGGGCGUCUGCUAAGAAAUAAAUAAUAUUUUAAGAGAAAUAAUUUAACACCACCAAAUAUUUUAAUUACUGUUCUAAAUAAAGUACUUUUUUUAAAAACAGUAAACAUACUUUUUUUUUUUUUUUUUUAAAGAAAUGUCUGUAGAGAAUGUAUUUAUUGCAUUCACAAAAUCUUAAGAUUUUUUACCUAAAAAAAAAAAAGUAUUUUAUAUUUAUAGUGGUACAUAUCUGCAUAUGGUUGCAGCAGACUUUAAUAAUCUGUUUAGACAAAAAUGUUACGAUUUUAUUCUUAAUCUGGUCACUUUCAAAAUACCCAUCCUUAUUAUGCAAUCUCACAGUAAUUCAAUCUGCAACUCUUAAACAUUAAGGUCUCCUGGUAACAAUGCUUCCAGCACCCCUGGGGCUAAUCAAGCUUGUAUUAAAACAUGGGACGGGUGAAACUGCUCUGCAAUAGGAGUCUUUACUGUACACGAUGCUUGCAACAGUGGUGCUAAGUGGCAUUUUGGGGCCUUUGUCCACUAUUAUUUGAACACCAUCCAUAAAUAUUAAAGUCAUAGGAUACAGUACAGUUGUACUAAAAAGCAACUUGAUAAUAAAAUUAGACAAUUGUUGUGACUGUCAAUUUUGCAUGCAGCACCAUUUAUGUUUGCAAAACUGAGGUCACUUUUGGGAAGAACCUUGGCCACCUAACCACACUUUAGGCAACGUGGCAAGCAGUGCUAACUGUGGAGCCACCAAAUACACAUGUAUCAUUUCUGGAUGGGUAUGGGAGGCAGUAACUGGAUACUGGUAGCCAUCUUAAAGUCUGUAAAAUGUUUUUAUUGUGUUUAUACAGCAUAUCAGAAGUAUACAUCGUGUCCUAAUAAAUUCACAGAAACUAGCUUUAUAACAUCUCCCUUUCCAUUAGGUCCAGUGAAAACCAAGCACUACAGCUGUGUGCAGACAAUCACCACUAUUUUCUCUAAAUAAAGUCUGAUUAAUUAACACAUUUCUCGGCUAUCCAUAAUUGCUUUGUUUUUGCUUUUCAGUUUCUAUUACACUUAGACAAGGUGCACAAAUACUCCUCUCUUCAAUUACCUUUAAAUGUAAGCCACAAAGAAAUGAACAGAACAUGUAUGUUUACCCCAAAACCUUUAUCUUUAGUAGAUGCGUGUAUCAUACAGAAAACAAAUACCUGCAUCAUUUCCAUAGCAGGUGGCAAGUAAUAAUUUAGUACUCAUGUGAUUAUCACAAUUCUUGUUUAAAAAACAUAAAUGUGAUGUUUCUUUCCACCUAGAACUAUGCCACCUCUCUCCAGAAAAGAAGGGCAGACAAUAAGCUACCUAAACUUCACGGCAUGUUAUUCUACAACCCUCCAUGUUACAACAUCAGACAUCUGAACUAUUCCAUCUGAUCAGAACUCGUUGCAUUCAGGCAGGUUUGUGAACACAGUUGGCCUUUCUCUAGAUUUAUAAAAAGCAGUGACAUAACUUAAUUUUGCACUUAAAUUGUGCAACUCCACAAAAUGUACCUUUACAGUUUAUACAAGAAAAGCCAGCGAUUGCAAAGAAUAGUUCACCCCCUUGCUGUUUGAAAUUGUAUUUGUUUUUCUGGGUGGGCCAUAAUAUGCUGCUUGCUGUUGGGUUCAGGAAUUUGGUGUCCAAUCAUCUUUCUUGCAAAUCUAAAUUGCCACCUGGUGUUUUUUUUAUUUUUUUGUCCAAAGGUUUAACAGAUUAAUCUGAAAAUCUUGAGUAGAUGUGUACUAUCUGGUUAACAUCCACUUGGGUUUGGUUAGCUCCAAAACCACAUUUGGGAGAGAGGAGACAGUGUGCUACUUUCUGUAUUUAAUAUACGAACAACAUUGUGGUUGAUAUAAUUUGUUUGUUUUUAUUAAAUGUCUGUUGCUUUAAAAAAUAAAAAACAACAUCUGCCAUUGCACCAAUAAAUCUGACAAAAUUAGUAUAUUCUAAAUGGCUGGUUUUCUUUAAACCAGGAAAAACAUAAAAAAAAUGGUUCUUUGGAAACUGAACAGUAACAGCAUCCAUCCAACAAAAAGAAA